Bursaphelenchus okinawaensis is the source of this 2790-nucleotide messenger RNA. The record is from the annotation of a GenBank genome assembly. Lineage: Eukaryota; Metazoa; Nematoda; Chromadorea; Rhabditida; Aphelenchoididae.
AUGCAGCCCAGCAAUGGUGGAGAUCUCAUGAACUUUCUUCUGCAUCCAUCUCAAUCUAAAGCUUGGCGAACGUCUGAUUUCCAGCAACUCAACAACAUGAAUGAACCUUGGAACAGUCGUUUACAUCGUCCUAAUGUCAGAAAUACUUUCGCACAUUCAGCAUGUCCUCGACGACAGGAAAAAUCAAAGGAUUAUGGGCGUCAUGAGUAAGUUUUUUCUUUUGCAUUGUUGUUUGGUUUUUAGGUAACAAAUCGAGGAUGUUGAGGUUGAACAAUGUCGCAAAAUAUGUAUAUUUUCUCAAAAUAUUAUUUACAUGUUAAUUUUUCAAGAAAAAUGGGUAAAAACUCUGUUACGAAGGUAUUACUCAUGACCUCAUGUUAUCAUGGAUAAUAUGUUUUUUAACCCAAUUAUUUUUAGACCAGCGCAACGCUUAUAUGCGACAGUUUAUCCAGGACAUCAACGAGUGCUAAUUUAUUCUAAAACUACGUCUCGACGGGCUGUUGGUCCACUUUCUCGGUCUUUUUUUCAUGUUAACCAUGGAAUGACGAAAACGUAUCAAUAUCCGUUGGAAAAGAUGGAGAGAUUUGACGUAAGUGCUUUUAAAAUUUUCUUUGAAAUUUUUUAGUUAGUAUUUAUCAGUUCUUUGUUGUUUUAGGCUUCUUUGCACGACGUAGGAAACGAAAACAUCAAGCCAAACUUCAAUUUAUCGGGAGAAAACCAGGAGAACAUGUGUGAAAGUGAAUAUUCUGUAAGUUUUUGCGCAUUUUUAGGUCGAAUAGUUUGCGUAAUAGUUGAAAUGGUGUCUCAGGAUUACAUUAUAGGUAAAAUUAAGCUUUUAGAUUGAAAAUGGAUGUUCGAAAUCGAGCAAACCGUUAUGUUAUAGUAGGCUUUUUUAACAACAUUUGAUUUUAUUUUAAAAUGUGAUAUUUUUAGCUGGUUUAAAAGGUCGUAAAGUUAAGGGGAGAUAGUAUAAGUGUUAACAAUUUUUAAUUUGAUUCAAUUUACCUUUUUUUAUUUCAGUGUGCACCUCCAAACAAGUUCUUGACAUCGGAUUCCAUUGCGAGACCAUUAUCAUCAAACCUGGCGGUUUCUGAACCAACAUCAGAAGACUUUUCAGAAUCGACAAAGGAGACUUCAUAUGAAGAAGAUGAGAAAAUGGCAUAUGAAGACGACAAAACAAGUUUGGACAAAGAUUUAAACGAAGGCCUUCGCGAAGGUAAUGAUCAUCAUGAAAUGGAGAUGGAAGUUAAUGAUGAAAAACGCUUUCAAACGAAAAUUUCUGAAGAAGAAUGUCAACCUCAAAUGUUUCCCAACCCACACGAUACUCAAGGGUUGGUAGACUUUUUGUUCAAUACUCAGUGUAAUAUCACCAGGUCAAGAACGAAGAAGUAUGAAGUUUGUUUGUCGACGAAGAAGACGGUCACGCAGAUGAGGUUGGAACAAAAAUGGAGACAUUUGAUUCUGGAAGAUAAUGGAAUGUUCGGAGGGCUCAGAUCAUGUCAACUGCCAAUCGGGGAAUGUAUGGUUUGUGAUGAAGUGUUGGUGGAUCAGAUCUACUACAAACGCCUUUUGAAUGUAAGUUUUUUGUGUAAAAUACGGUCGUCAUUCUGUUGUCUUUAAUAUGUAAGCCUCACAUUGGCGUUGAGGAUUGAAAAAAUAGCAAAAACUUUCUUUACAGCCUAAUUUUUCUCACGUGCACCCAAGCGGAUUCGAACCCGACUUUUUGCUUCAUAAUUAUUGUAUUUCUUACAGUUAUUUCUUAAAAAUUUAUGAAAACAUAGCUAAAACAAUGGUAGUUCUGAUGUAAUUUUUUUGAAAACCGCAAGAACUUUCUUUACAGCUUGAUUUUUGUUACUAUCACCCAAGCGGACUCGAACCCGGCCGACUUUUUGCUUUAUAACUCGUGUAGUUCUUACUGUAAUUUCUUGAAAAUUUAAUGAAAACAUAGGUAAUACAAUAGUAGCUAUGAUGUAAUUUUAAUUUUCUAAAAGCUUGCAAUAACUUUCUUUACAGCUUGGUUUUUUGUCACUGUCACCUCAGCGGAUUCGAACCCGACAGGCUUUUGCUUUAUAACUACUGUAUUUCUUACUGUGAUUUUUUGAAAAUUUACCAAGCCUUAGCUAAAACAAAGGUAGUACUGAUGUGGUUUCAAUUUGAAAAAAAACGCAAGAAUUUUCUUUACAGCUUGAUUUUUGUUACUAAAAUCUUAACGAAUGCGACCCCAGCCGACUUUUAGCUUUAUAACUACUGUAGUUCUUACUGUAAUUCUUUGAAAAUUUGUGAAAACAUAGAUAAAAUAAUGGUAGUUAUGACGUAAUUUUAAUUUUUUUAAAAAUUGCAAGAACUUUUUUUACAGCUUGAUUUUUGUCUUAAGCAUUCAAGCGGACUCGAACCCGGCCGAUCUUUUUGCUUUAUAACUACUGUAUUUCUUAUUGUAAUUUUGCGAAAGUUGAUCGUUAUGUAGUUAAAACAAUGACAAAGACUUGUUAUAAUUAAAAGUUUUUAAAUAGCCCCAAGAACUUUCUUUACAACACUUUUUUUGUCAAAUUCACCUUAAAAUUUACACAAAAGUAUAGGCAUUGAACAAAAAUUUUAAUUCCGAAUACCUUUUCCAAACCUGAUUUCUGCCAUUUUAGGAACAAAAUGCCGAAAAAUAGAGUUUUACAUUCCCUCAAAAACUGAUUUCAGAACUACUACGUGGAGAAGAUUUGCUUCGACUUUGCCAAGUACCAAACGUGCCGUUGGGGAGACUAUUGUAAAUACUCGCACGAUUUGUCACACUGGAUGUAA